CCAUGAGGAAAGAAUUGCAGCAAUUGGAUGACGGCGAAGGAUCCCGUGGAAGACGAACUCGGGGCAGGAAGAUCAACUACAGGGUGUUGCUUGGCUCUGACGAAAGCGAUCCUGAGGAGCGUAAAGGGAAUCAGAUGCCCGACAGCGACGAAGAAAUCUUCCAGCCAGAGAAGGAAGACGAUGAGGAUGAAGACGAGGAAGAAGAAGGGGGAGGAGAAGCC
Messenger RNA from Notodromas monacha, 221 nucleotides. The record is from the annotation of a GenBank genome assembly. NCBI's taxonomy places the organism in Eukaryota, Metazoa, Arthropoda, Ostracoda, Podocopida, Cyprididae.